AUGGUGCGAUCUGUUGAAGGCUGCUGGUAUCUGGGAGAUGUUGUGUGUAAAGUGCAUUCUAGUUUGGACAUGACUUUCAGCAUCUCUUCCAUAUUGCAUCUCAGUUUAAUUGCUAUUGACAGGUACUGGGCCAUUUGUGACCCUCUGAGGUAUAAAAUGAGGGUCACAAACAACACUGUGACUGUAUUUAUUACCUUCACAUGGCUGUUUUCAUUUGUGUACAGCUUUUCUGUUGUGUUUACGGGGGUAAACAAUGUUGGUUUGGAGGAACUUAUAUUACAGAUUUCUUGUUUUGGUGGCUGUGUUUUGUUUUUUAACAAAGAAUGGGGCUUAAUUUGUGCACUUUUUGUGUUUCUGAUUCCAGGAACUAUCAUGAGCUCUCUAUACAUGAGCAUCUUCAAUGUUGUGAAAAAACAUGCAAAAGUCCUGUCAGAGAAAGUGUCUGUUGCCCCCACUGUAGGCGGUAAUUGCCAAACAUCUUCACAGAGAGAGAGGAAAGCAGCUAAAACUCUGGCCAUUGUCAUGGGUGUUUUUUAUCUCUGCUGGCUUCCUUUUUUUACUGCCACUGCUAUUGACCCUUUCCUUAAUUUUGUGACUCCUGUUGAUGUUUUUGAUGCUUUGGUUUGGUUUGGAUAUUUUAACUCCACUUGUAACCCCUUGAUCUAUGGCUUUUUCUAUCCCCGCUUUCAGAAGGCCUUUAAGAUUCUCAUAUCCACUUAUAUCUGUG
Molecule: messenger RNA, 727 nt
Organism: Sinocyclocheilus rhinocerous
Lineage: Eukaryota; Metazoa; Chordata; Actinopteri; Cypriniformes; Cyprinidae
Product: trace amine-associated receptor 4-like
Exons: 1
Biological process (GO): G protein-coupled receptor signaling pathway
Cellular component (GO): membrane
Molecular function (GO): trace-amine receptor activity
Source: RefSeq, a predicted model, not a curated record